Paramisgurnus dabryanus is the source of this 1029-nucleotide messenger RNA. The record is from RefSeq and is a predicted model, not a curated record. NCBI's taxonomy places the organism in Eukaryota, Metazoa, Chordata, Actinopteri, Cypriniformes, Cobitidae.
AUGGCAGGUGUUGUCCACCGCCACCACCAGUUUGUCAGGAGAGGACACUGUCAAAGGGUGUAUGUUGAACGUACCAAGCCACUGGAGCAAUACACCACUGAGGAGCUGUAUGUCCGGUUUCGCUUUGGGAAGGCUGAUAUAGACUACCUUGUAAACCUUCUCAGGCCAAAACUUCAACACAGAACCCAAAGGAGUCACGGUCUGUCUGUGGAAGACCAGAUCCUCAUUGCUCUCCGAUUUUAUGCAUGUGGGACUUUCUAUCAAGUUGUUGGUGACUAUAUGGGAGUGGUGAAAUCAGCUGUGUGUGAUGUGGUGAGAGAUGUCUCAAUCGCACUGGCCAGCCUGGUCAAUGAAUUUGUUUCUUUUCCAAAGGACAACCAGAUUGCCCAGGCCAAGCGCAGCUUUUUUCUUUUGGGGAAUAUGCCCAAUACUAUUGGAGCAAUCGACUGCACACAUGUGCAUAUACAAGCACCUCGUGAGAAUGAAUGGGAGUUUAUAAACAGAAAGGGGAGGCACAGCAUCAAUGUCCAACUUGGGUGUGAUGCUGACCUCAUCAUCACCAACUGCGUUGUCAAGUGGCCUGGGUCUGUCCAUGAUGCACGCAUCCUGAGGGAGAGCUCUCUAUAUAGAGACCUCCAAACCAACCGACCGGAUGGCAUAAUAUUAGGAGACAGUGCCUACCCACUCCUACCAUGGCUGAUGACUCCUUUUCUAACACCAAAUACGCCGGCGCAAGCACGCUUCAACACUGCUCAUUGCAGAGCAAGAUGUGCAAUUGAGCGUUUAAAUGGGGUUCUUAAAAGGCGCUUUGCAUGCCUUAACUACCUGAGAGCGGAACCACAGAAAGCAUGCAACAUAACCCUUGCCUGUAUUGUCCUGCACAACAUUGCUACUAAGCGCAAUGUCCCUCUCUGUGCUGACAAUGAUGCACCUGAGCCCUUUGGAGACCCUAACCAACCUCCUGCAUUCUACCAGAAUGAGCAAACAGGACGUGCAACAAGGGACGCAAUAGUUAGACAUUAUUUCUGA